Molecule: messenger RNA, 13481 nt
Organism: Triplophysa rosa
Lineage: Eukaryota; Metazoa; Chordata; Actinopteri; Cypriniformes; Nemacheilidae
Gene: polr1g
Product: RNA polymerase I subunit G
Exons: 3
Coding region: 492-1328 (278 amino acids)
Biological process (GO): transcription by RNA polymerase I
Source: RefSeq, a predicted model, not a curated record
UUUCUAUAUAAAAAUGGCAGAGAUAGAUUAAACACAUGCUGACAUUUUGUGACUUAAUGUCGAUACAGGGAGCUUUUCUCACAAACCGUUAAAACAUUACACAGUUGAUGAGAAAUCUUUUAACAACUAAACAAGACGCACAAAUUAAUGAAAAAGCAAGCGUUUAGGUAAAAUACAAAAAUAUCAAAACACAAGUCAAACAUUUUAGUUUAGGUCAAAGAUAACUGCUGCAGGUAAUUUACUCUCAAACGGUUUUAGCGGUCAAUAGAAACGCUUUAUACGCGCGCCCUCUGCUGGUAAAUACAAGGCAUUGCAGACACACGCUCUUUCGUUACAACUGCGUAAAAGUGUUUCCGGGUCAAAUCUGAUUUCCUUCUAUCCACAUGUUAUUCACGUGUUUACAUCUACAUCUUCUCGGAGCAUUAUAUUAGCAACACUAGCUUAUGAAUGCAUAUUAUUUCAUAAGGUUGUAGUAAAAACAGUCUUCCGAUAUGUCGUCAGGUGAAGACGAAUCUUCAAGAAAUGUUAAAUAUCAAUACCCGGCGGAUUUCGUGCCCUUUUCGUAUGAUCUCUCAACAAGUGUAUUAUCGGAUGAACACAAGGAGUUAUGGCUCAUCAAAGCUCCAGCUCGUUUUGAUCCAAAAUGCUUUGCAAACCUCAAAGUUCCUUUAUCAGGCUUUGAAAUGGUCCGAUCAAGUGGUACAAUGCCUCAGGCGUACAGUGUUCUAAACAGCAGGACAGCACCCUCAGACCUUCAUUUGCUCAUUGCCGACAGGGGAAACCAGACCACUUCCCUCUCUGCUUCUGGUUUCUCUGGUGUCCUCAAUAUCUCCGAGAGUUAUGUAAACUGCAGCGAGAACCAGGGCCCGCUUGCCAUCCCAGCAGCUCCAGCUCCAUGCAUCCCACCCGGCCUCAAGCAACGCUUCCAGCCUUUCGGUAGUUCUGUUGCAGCUCACGUUGAUAAGCAAGUCGCUGUGGUUUCUUCCACAUCACCCGAAAGAACCACACUGGAUCCUGAUGUUAGUAGGGAACGAAGGAAAAAGAAGAAAAAGAAAGACAAGCGGAACGAGGUAGAAGCUAAUCAGCAAGAUUAUAUCAAGCAAGAACAGAUGCAAACCGAGUCUCAUCAGAUAGAAUUGCCUGGUGUUUCUUUAGAGGAAGUGCCAACUGAGGAAAGGAGGAAAAAGAAAAAGAUAAAGAGAGAGAGAAAAAGUAGUGAAGAGACAGUUGAUUCUAGUUUCACCUUCAAAACUGAACCACUGGAUCCUUCUUAUCCUGACAUUGACACUCCUGUGAAAAAGAAAAAGAAGAAAUCUCGAAAUGAGUAGACUUCAACUUGUUUUAUGAAAUAUACCAUCAUUUUCACAUAGGCUUGUAACAUUUAGCUGUCAAAUGGAAACAGUAUUCAAAGAUUAUGUACAACACUGUAUAGUAACCCAGAAAUGUUGAUUUUUAAAGAAUCCGUUACUUCAAAUCACAUUUUUGGUUGUCUUUUUUUCUGCACUGCCAUAUGAUGAUAAGUGUGCUGAGAAUGGAAUUGUAAUGCAGGCAUUAAAUACUGCAGUUCUGCAGUGUUUGAUGUUCACAGAUAGGUGGCGAUAUAUCUCCCCGGCCAGUGAUGGUCUGCCUCUUGUUCUGCACUGGGGUAUGGUCAUGUUUUCUAAUGAGCACCCAGCACGUCUGUCGCCUGCAAAUUCGGUUUCUCAGACCCUCCCACUGCGUACAUGCAGGUAACAUUGAGCAUCACAGAGUCCAAUGGGAUCAGAUGUGGAUUUUUACAUAAGCUGCAUAUCACUCCUAGAUUUGACCUUAAUGUGUUUUAUCUGCUCUCGCUGAUUCUCUUAAUAAGAAAAAAGCUCAUAUGGAGUUGUGAGUAAUUAUUCUUAAUAACCAAAAACUGAUCAAACCCACGCAGCUGUACGCAUACCUGAUGGUAAUGCAACAGUGUUGUAUGUGUAUAAAAAAACUUUUCCUAAGCAUUACUUAACCCAUCAACCAGCCUCUCCACUCCAUGACUGCAUCUGUGGAUGUGCAUCGUUCUAACAACACCCACACUUAGCAUCUUUUGCCAUUUAAUUUCUGUUUGAGUCAUAGAAACUCGAGUGAUUUGCCACCACCUGGGAUUUUAUCACAGAGGCGGGGACUGUAAUCAAACCAGUGAGACGAAGACUCAUACAACCUGUUUGCCUUGUAUUUAUUUUUCCAUCCAAACCAAUCAAUAAUGCUAUCAUGGUAUGCCAUAGGCGCUACGCGAUGCCUAAACAGUGUUGGGUGUCUGGUGAGGCGGAUAAAUAAUUGAAUUCAGUCUGAAGUUUGCAAGCAACGUGCCCAGACUGCAAAGUAGCCAUAGGCCCUAUGCGCCCUAAACUGAUGCAAACGAUAAGGUUUGGAGGGGGAGUAAUGAAUUUUUUUGAGCCAAUCUCGAUUGCGCCCACCCUCCCCCUUUCACUGCAGCAAUACUUGCCUUUCCCCACCGUGGUGAUCUCACUCACUCAUUCGUUCCUCUUCAGCGUGCUCCUUGCGGCCUGCAGUAUUCGGGGAGUUACCAUGGCAACGCAGAUUUACCAAGGACUUCGGAGCUGCGUGCCGUUUAGAAUGGGGUACGGCACAAGUCGAUAGGUUCUAUCCUUGCCUCAAUGAGACACAAAGAGCGAGCUUUAGACACAUAACCUUGUCUGUCUUUCAUUCUUGUGAAAUUAUAAUGGGCGAUAAUAUUUUGAAAGAUUGAAAUUUCUGGUGCUUGUUGGGAUGAAUUGCUGCACCAGAAAGCUUAUUGCAUACUAAGCAGUUGGCAUAUCACACAUAAAAAUGUCUUCCACAAUAUGACAUAUGCCUAUAAUCAUUUAGGAAAACUGGAUGGCAUUGACUUAAGCCGCUCGUCCAUUUUCAUUUCAGCAAUAAGGAUUAUUUCUUUAAUUUGAUUUAUUUGAUAUCAGCUCUGUGAGGAUGGAUGAGUUGACUCCUGCAUCGCAUAAAAUAAUAAUUCUGAUCCUACUGUUGCUAUGCGCACACAAAUCAAGUCAGACAUACGUUAUAAAAGCAGCAGGUCUUUCAGCUGGUUUCCAUGACAACCGCAAUGCCAUGUUUCACCCUCAUUGUUACGCACCUCUACGAAUGUGAUUGUGUUAUGAGAAUUCCCAUGGGUGAGGUCUUCCUGUUACUGGCCAAAAACUGUACUUGUGGUUGUCUUAAAUAUGAUUGUGCAUAUUUUAAAGAAGACUAGAACAAAAUAAUAAUAAUAAUUAAAUAAAUAAACAGACCUUCAAAACGACUUUUGGCUGAGAUUAAAUAAACGAGUGGAGGCUGGCCAAACUCAACAGAUGCCAGUGCUUGGUGUGCCCUAUAAAAAAUAGAUUUAAACAACUUGCGCAUAAUUUGUUUUGUAUGUUGAUCUCAACAUUAUAUAUUAAUAAUAUGUCAUAUAUUCUACAUAUGUUUCCAAUUUGCAAUCUCUAGCUAGGAAUAACUAGCAAAUGGUUUUGUAAGUAGAAACUCCUUAUUUGAACAAUUGCACUUUGGCUUUGUUGUAAGUAAGAUGUUCUCCAUUAUUAUUUAUAGUUUCUCACCAUAUCUGUUAAAAAUAUGCAGUCCUUUUUCUAUGCCCCCUGAAUUCUGUCAACUGUUUUGUUUGGGACCAGGGUUCAUGAUGACAGAGUUAGACUGCAUGAACCAUUAGGGCAGGCCGACACUAUCUGUGCCAGGCAUGCUGGGCUUCCAUCUGUCCAAGGGUCACUUACGCAGUGCCAAACGCAUAUUUCCCUCGGUGCAAAACUGACAUAUUCUUCAUUUCUCCCUCUCUUUUAUAACUUGUGGAGAUAAAAGAGGGAGUGCAGAUGGAAAGUGGGUCACUGGAGCUUUUUAUAACCUCAUGGAAUUGUUGUUGGAUUUAACCUUCAGGUGUUAUACUGUUGAUAUAAAUGUGGAAAAAAAGGGGUGGAAGAUUGGUGGUAAAGUAGGCUAAUUGGAGUCUUUGAUUUAGAAGAAAUUGGAUAAGGGUUUCCCUCUAUCUGUAGUGACUUAUUGCUGAUCUUUGGUUAUGUACAGUAGCCUAUAGUACUUGAAUGUGCAUACAAAAGAUUCGCGAUUUUGUGCUUUGACCCUUGGCACCAUGAACAAAAUGCAGACGAUGCCACCUGCAAAGGAAAGUCAAUUCAGAUGGAGAGGGUUAGUACAUUUCAAUGGAAAGUUGAAGACAAACAUUUCUCGUUUUUCUUUUCUUUAAUAAGCUGCAUUGGUGGAUUAUGUAUAAGACAAACAUAUGUAGUAACAAAAUUCAGUCAGUUUGAUUUAAUGUGAGAGGCCUUAGGUUACAACAUGUGAUAUUUAGGCACUAAAAUCCAUUAAAGCCAAACUCUACAGAACACCAUUCAAGGUUGCACAAAAGUAGGCUAGCGAAAUCCCUCUUUUAACUUACCAUAAAACUUUCCUUAUGGUCCUUCAGAUGGCUGAGAUGAGUUGCUUGCAAAGGUCAAAAUAUGUGUAUUUCUUCCCCAUGUGACUGAGUAAAAGAGAUAAAUGGCUUCCUUUGGCAUUUGUCCUGUCCUCCGUGUGUGUCACUUUGACAGCUUAACGUCUUUCGAAGAGCAUUUCACCUGAGAUGCUUUCACAAAAGCUUUCAUAAAAUCUUGGUUGCAGCUUGCAUUCCUCGUUACUCAUCCAUCGCAUCCAUAACAAACGCAUGUAAAAAUAAAGUAUAAGUACAACCCGGCAAAAAUGUUUUCAUUUUUCACUGCACAACGUUGUUUUUUGUUUGCGAUAAGGUAAAGUCACUGUACAACAUUUUGUAAACAAUGAAAAUACAAAUAUAAUGUUCAUUUAUCUGGUUUUUCAAAAGCGUAGCGAUGAAUUUCAUUUCAAAAACCUUACUUUAAAAAUAAAAACUGACUUUAAAAUAUGCACAGCAACGGUGCAAUUAGAUUUACCACAGCUGCCCCUCAUUUUACUUAGGUAAAUUGUAAUUAGUUAUAAUUUGACUUCUUUUUAAUGGAAAGCACUUUGUUAAUAAGUGCAUGAGACAUAAAUGUCUUGCUAGCGCAAAAGCUGUUAAACUGACUGGAGCGGCGGGAAGAGAGUCUGACAGGAGGCCAGCUUUUCUGAGGUGUGACACUUUUACAAAAUGAUAAAUUAUAUCAGCAACUUAUAGAAGGCUAUGGAAAAAUACUAAAUACGAGCAAUUACGUAAUAACCAUAUGUUUAGGUUGAGGAAGAUUUAAAAAAGAACAGAGAGCAGUUAUUAUUACAGUUCUUCAGACAAGUGAAAAGAGCCUUACUCACGCCCUAUGUUGCUUGUUGCAGUGGCGCCGCCAUUUUAGGAGGAUCGUACUCCACUGAUAUUAUUGUUUUGAUAUGUACCGUUUCUUCUUUUGUUUGAUGGAGAAAUCAAAAGUGAAAGAACCAGGGGCUUUUCCUGAACAACUCUACAUAAUGCUAUUGCAGUUUUUUAACACAGCAAGACCGACCUACCAUAGGUAUAUUUCCUAAUCAAACAAGAAAAACAAAACACUGCAUUAAACGCACUAGCAGCGAUCCUCCCAAGAUGGCGCAACAUUCAACACGGCGUGACGUAGCUUCAAAUUCUCUAUAUGUUCAAAGAUUAUUUUAAAGGUAUGUAGAUUAGGUGUUAAUAAGCGUAAUACUUACGUUUAGUAAGCUUUUAGCGCUUUGAUGUUUCUUGGCUAAACCGCAAUCCUAUUAACCAGAGAAUUGAGUGUCCGCAAUGAGAGUUUAUCAUUAAAGCACAUAGGCUUUUGUGCUCCAUUAGCAAAGGUCGACCAGUUUCUAUGGUGAUUAAAAAAAUAUUGCUAUAUUUGUUGUUCGGUAGGCUCUAUUCUCAUAUACUUAUUUGGUUUAAUUUUAAGUGUUUAAAAUUGUUUUGGCUUAGUUUUUGCAGCUGAUGUGCAAAUCACAUCCUUAAAUAUUUUUUAUUGCAAAGAAACAAAUGAAAAAAAAUCUUUUUGUAGUGCCACAGAAUGUUUGGCAUAAGCAGUCUAUAGAGCUUGUUAAUCGACGUCACACCGCGUUGAAUGUUGAGCCAUCUUGGGAGGAUGGCUGCUAGUGUGUUCAAUGCAGUGUUUAGUUUUUCUUGUUUGAUUAGGAAAUAUAACUGUGGUAGGUGUUAUAAACUGCAAUAGCAUUACGCAGAGUCGUUCAGGAAAAGCCCCUGGUCCUUUCACUUUUGAUUUCUCUAUAUAUCAAACAAAACAAGUAACGGUACAUAUCAAAACAAUUAUAGCAGCGGAGUAUGAGCCUCCCAAGAUGGCGGCGCCACUGCAACAUGCAACAUAGGGCGUGACGUCAGCUUCACAUUUUCUAUAGGGCUUACCUAAAGUUCUCUUUGCAUAAGAUGGAUUUGAAUAUCAUAAUAAAACUGUUAAAAUGUUAAGAUUAAAAAAAGGCAGUAAGAUAAUGCCAUUAAGUUGUAUUAUCUCAGACAUUCUUAUUUGUCAUUGACCCAUUUCCUUGUGUAUUUGAAUGUACAAUUUUCUGUCUAGCUAUUCAUGUAAAUCUUUUACCUCAAAGACCAUCCUCCACACUACAUUUUUUUUUUGGUAUAUGGAGUGUCUCACACUGUCAGCCUACACAGAAAGUCUAGGGAAAUUUAUACAAGAAGUAACUUUCUGUUUUAUCUUGUGUCUUGGGAGCAUAUGUUGUCAUAAUUGUGCUCUAGUCAUAUCUGUGGCAACCAAUGACCCAAUUAGGCACCCUCAGUAGAAUACAUCAGUAGUGUGAAGUUUCAGCUAUGCAUGCAGACUCUGACUUAUUUUUGAGGCAUUUAUAUUGCUCAUUAGCCUAGCAGCGUUCAACAACACCAACGUGCAUCACAUAUGAAAGACCUUUCAACUAGAUUUCCAAAGCUAAAUGCAGAUUGAAGCAAGAAUUGUUGGCUUUAUCCGGAAUCCUGACUGGAGAUAAUUAAAAACACAGACAAUAGAAAGACAGGGAAAGCAUGACCUAUAUGCCGUUUGUAUUUGUAAGCUUACUCCUGUUUGUCAGUGUAGUAAAAAUAGCUUCUUCUCAAGAAUGGGUUAGGCCUUACAAAUAUACUGUAAAAAGAUAUUUAUUAAAGCAUAUGCUCAUGAACAAAAAGAAAAAAAACAACAACUGCAGAAAUGCAGAACAUAUCAUAUGUACCAUAAAAUUGAUAAAAACAUAUCACUGUACACGCUACAGUGCUUUAAAAUCACAGCUUUGCAUUGCAACUUUCUUAAUUUAUCUUUCUUUGUCUUAUGUACAUAUACUCAUAAAACACUUAUGUUAAAAGUUAUUUUUAUAAUAUGUAUGAACUCUAGGAUAAUUUUUCAGCUUCGUUUGUUAGAAAUAUUACAACAGCAAGAAAAAAACAUACAAAAUUAUUACAAUUAUUUUCAGUGUUUCUGUAGUGACCGAUGCAACCAGAGAUUUAAUAGAAUAAAUUGGAGAUUUAAUAGAAUUUAACUGACUGGAUAUUUAUAAUCUAGCCAUUCCCACCUAAGAAAGUUUAACACACUAAAGAGAGUGCAUUUAGUAAUUUUAACGGUCAAUAUUAUCUUCUUGGAAGCAUAUUUUUUCACAGUAGAUUUAGACAGCAUUAUCUUGGUACAGCAUAUUACAGUCUGCUUGUAAAAUUGCACUUACAGUUGAGCAGAAAUAAAUCAAAUAACUGAAAAAAUAUACUUUUAAAAUACACUUUAGAGGGGUUCAGCUUUAUCCAUUAUUUUUAUGAAUUUAUGAAUUGUCAGAAUACAGUGGACACAUUGUAACGCUGCAAAUUCAAAUAAAUAUAUCAAAGCUGUAAAAAGAUAGCUUAUAAAGUUUUAAACAUUAUUGCUGAUUAAAGGCCAUAUUCUCAAAGACCACCAUUAGUUUAUUACUAACUGAUUUGGUUUGGUCUUAAAACAGUUUUUAAGGUCAAAUUUCUACAAUGACUAGCAAUAGACAUAGAAGUAUAUUUAAGUAUAAAAUAAGUAUAAAAUAAUAUUUAAAACUUGUGGGGCAAACAAGGACAAAGUAUUUUGUCUGCUUUAAGGAUCAGAUUGCUGACUUUUGUUUUAUUCUCUUCCGGUGGACCAGAUUCUACCUCGCUUUGAUGUGACAGCUACUUUCUGUAUCAGCACAACCCUUCAUGUAGCUGAGAGAUGCACUGGCUUUAAAUCGAUUAAACUGCGUCACACUGAGUGAUUUUCUAUUCUAGCAAUUUUUAAGGAGUCAGCCCAAGAAUAUGUACAGAUUUCAUGCUGAAUUCAUGCUGUUCACUUUAGCAACGUUGCACAUUUGUGAAACAAGGAAAACAAGAGGGAGCCAGUGAUACAGACUGAAAGCUGUUUUGCAAACUGCAAAUCAAAAUGAUUUGCUCUUGCAAAUUUGUAGUGACAAGUGUCUGUUUUGUUCUUUUUAAUCUUUCAUUUUCCCAGCACUUAGUUUUAUUUUACAGUAGCUUAUUCUUCUGUAGAAUAGUUAUAAAUCCAAAAAGUAUUUGGGCACCUAAAUAACACCUAAAAUGUACAAAAAUUGCUGCAAUAAAUAUGAAAAUAUCUUAUUGUCGGGAACGAUUUUCAAGCAUUUUAAAAACAUUCGUAAAUUUUUAGUAGGAUAUAUACUGUAUAAGGUUGUCUGGUUUUCAGAUGUUAGUAGAACAUGUUCAUGUGGUAGUCACUGUGCUAGGACACAUGUUUGGUCUGAAGAGGAACUUGCAUCAAUAGAUUUAGAUUUUUUUAGAUUUAGAUUCAAUUUAUUGUCAUUGCACAUGUACAAGGCAACGAAAUGUGACCUCUGCAUUUAACCCAUCCAGAGAGUAGUGAACACACGUACCCCCGGAGCAGUGGGCAGCUAUCACUACAGCGCCCGGGGAAAAUUAGGCUAUUAAAUAAACAAAUUUCAAAGAAAAGUUUUAUCUAAUGCAAUGCCUUUCCAGUGACUUAAGUGUCCAAAUACUUCUGGGGAUAAUACAGCUAAUAAGUCCUAACUUGUAGCCCAAGCUGAUUCAGAGCAGAGUACUGUGUGUUCUCCCUAAAUAAGUGUUGGCCUAAGGACUGGAGAUCUUUGCACAUGUUCCAUAGGUCUGCUUUCCAACUCUAGGGAUUUAUGAGGGCUGAGAGCAUAUUCUUGUCUGCUUCUUGCACACUCUCGCUCCUUUUACACCCCCUCUGAGGAGAGGAGGGCCGAAACAGUUAGGCUUGCUUUCUGGAACAGCUGGGCUGAAAGGAGGGAAAGUCUGUUGGGUCUUGGAUGAGAACUGAUGCGAGGGGUAGGAGCUGUGCAGGGGAGGGAAAAAUCAAUUGUGGCCCGAGGCUUAUAAAGGUGCACAAUUAGCGAGAUUGGAUACAUUUGAAAUGAUAGAGCUCCAACUUUCCCCAGUUGCACAAGCUCACCAAUCCCAGUGGAGAUAGAUAGAGAUGAUUCUAGUCAAGAGGUCUAAUUAUUCAUGUCUUAAAGGAAGCGUUGGGCCUGAUAAAGAUAUCACAGAAUUGCAGCUACAUUGUGAAAUCCUCACUGUCGGGUGGUGUUGAUUUUAGCCGGAACGACUUGAUUUAUUUGUUUAAGAUGUCUAAAUUCUCAAAACCAAAGUUUUGCAAUGUAACUUAUCAGAAUUGCACGCUAGUUCAGUGAGUCUACCUUUUAAAAUGCAAUCAUUAAAAGACCAUUAAAUAGAUGAUUUUCUGAACACUGGAGAUACUUCUUUAUGGUGGGUUUGGUGAGGCAGGUUUAAAAUCAUGUGAAUGUUAAUUUCCCUGGAGAUUUCUUCAUAGAUCAAUGUGCUGGAAGCCAGCGUUAUACGGGUCCAGCCCAUUGACCAAUGGCUGUUAUGGUAUUCUUCAGUGCUUUUAGCUGAUGUUGUGAAUGUGAAGGUGGUUUUUGCAGGUUGGAUGAAUUAGUGCACAGAGAAAGUGGGUGGAUGACAAUGACCAAGAGAAAGACUUCUUGAUGUUACCGAAAUCAUUUUGAGUCAUCCAAACUGGUGUAAAACGACUGGUUGCCAUGCUCUAUUCUAGACCAAGCAUGUAAUGGCAUAUUACAUUUAGGUACAUCACACACACUUCAUUUUCAUAUCAGUCACACGCAAGACACCGGUACAAAUAUUCUCUGCAGUCUUUCAUCUUUUUGUCAUUGAUCCACUGUUAAAAAUGUGAAAUCAUGUUUCUUGCUGCCAUUUUUCUGUAUGUUAGGAAGACAUGUCGAUUCGUAAAUCGCCAUUGGAUUGUCUUAUUUCUGCCUAUGGAAUAGAAUUUCAUCAGUUUCUUAAACCAUAAUCAUAUUUAUAUAAGUUAAUGAAUGAUGUCAUUAAAAAUCCCAAAUUCAUGGUAAUUUAACAUGGCACAUAUUAAAAAUACUUUUUUUCUUCCAUGUAACUUACCUCAUGUGCUGUUAAAGUCACAGGCUGAGCUCUGUCUGUGUUGUGUUUGACUGACUGGCCCUUGUGAAUUCUUGUCAGCUUUUAAAGUCGGUGUUGUGGGUGGGGGUCACCCACAACUGGCCCUUCAAACUCUACCAAUGUCUCCCUGAUUCCUCCAGUACAUCCUUUAUUUUCACUGUCACCAUGUACAAAUAUGAACAAACUCUAUACAGUAAUUCAAUCACAUUUUUUUGCGGACUGAAGUCCGGUACCUUUAGAUACGCGAGAUGAACAGUGACAUCAAUGUGUUUUAUUAUUAGCAACUAAAUGUAGCUUUAGUUUUACACGGUACCAGCCAUUCUGACAUUUAAAAAAUGUAAGUCAUUGCAAAAAAUAGUAACAUGCAAUGUUUCAAAAAUGCCUCAUUAACACAUAACUUCAUGUCACAUAGAAAUUAUCAUUAAAAAUGAACUCUGUUUUAAAUAACGUAUUAUUAAAGAAUUGUCUUUAAACUCCUACACAUUCCUUCAACAGCGUUGGUCUCGUUAAGGUUGUAAACAUUACAGCAUUUUGCUUCUUUAAUUGGGUGCAUAUCAUUCUUUUUUUUUCUCGAAGACUUGAUAAGCAAUACAUGGUAAAUUGUCUUUGGGCUUUUCAAAUAGCUUGAGGGACAGCUGGAUCACAGCUCUGUGAAAUCACAGAAUAAGGUAGAUUACGUAAACACCCUGAGAGUCACUUGAAUGUUUUUUACUCUUUUUACAGUUUAAAAAAAAUGAAUAUUUUGAGUUGGGUGUGGCCCCUGCAGCCGGUAAGGGAUGGUGGCGAAUCAUGAGCGAAGGGUGAGAUGACUGGCAACCGCCUCCUCUGCAGGCAUGAGGACAGAGUUAAUGUGGGUCUGGUCGAGUAGUAUGUUAUCAUGAAGAACAUCACAUGGUGUGGGGGUGCGUGGCGAGGGAAUGGCUCGUAAGGGGAGGGGAGGUAGUAGUGAAAGUGGUUGGGAAACAGGGGGGUAGUUAUGGACGAUCAAAAUCAACUAGGCUUACAUGAUGGGAUUGAGCUAUAACAUCAGCAGGUUCCAUUGGUAAAUGGAAACCCAACAGGUUUUAGCUUUGGUGGACAGAAGACGUAACACCCACCCACCCAAGCUUCUCACAGCAGUCGCAUUCGUUCGCAUCACACGCAUCACUCACGCAGCAUGGCCCCUCCCCACGACCGAGCACAUGAUUUCAGGCACGAACUUGCAAUGUGUUAUUUGAUGAAACUGAGUGUAGUGGGAGGUGAAGAAUAAGACAACAGAAGACAGGUGAUGGUAAAAUGAACAUUUAUAAUGACUGCUGUUGCCGUCGGAAAAUAAUAACCCUUAAAUAAAAAAAAAAAAACGACUUAAUAGAUAUUAGCACUAAAAUGCUGACUUCACUGGUAAUCCACAAGUCAAGAAACACAACUCACUAUUUUUUACAAACACAAUGCUACAGUUACAUUAAAUAUUUAAUACUUUUUAAGUCAGUUAAUGGAUGAUGUUAAAAGAAACCACUAAAAUACUAAAAACAAAACAGUAAUUCAUCUUUCCAGUCAUUCCCUUUUUCUAGUUCUUGAUGCCAUUUAUUAAUAGUGUAUAGUAGUUUUAAAAUAAAUAAGCUCAUGAAGGGUUAUCAGAAAAUAAAGCUGGCAGCAUAGAAACAUUAGAUGUGGAGCUCAAAGCAUGGUUGAGACGUAUGAGAAUGAUCGAGCUUUCUUAAUCAAAAGAAACAUUUUCAUCUAUGAUCUCAUGAACAGAUGCAAUGAUCAAGACAUCUAAUCAACACUUAUCACAAUUUACACUCGACAUAUCUGAUAUGUACAAUGAGAUUAGCAACUACCAUCAGUUCAAGUAUGAAAACUAUUCUACUUGACUACCUUAAUGGUUAGUAGUGAUUAUGCGUUUUGAGGGGCAUAAAUGGUUGGAUGUGAACGAACUAGUGUUAAAGAACAUUCCUCCUGGCAGCUUAGCACUUUGAUCACCUGACAAUCGCAGAAUUGUGUUUGUGGCUCAGUGAUGGAUCUUUACCCAAUAUUCAAUAAUCAAGCAUACGUUACAUGGACAGGAGCACAGUACUUGUUUCCGGUUAUUUCUUUUUUCUUUUUGCUUCCAAAAGGAGCUGCUUACGUUCGGCUAACCAAAAUGAAACCAUCUGUACUUUAGAUUCUCUAUCACUGGCUCCUGUGAGCACUCCACAAAACCGAUUUUAUGCUGCCAGCCCCUUUAUGUUGAACACGUUUCUGGUUACAGUUCAACAAAAUCUGACAAAUAUUUACAAUGAGAAAAAAUAAUGAAAUUGUGGAGAAACAGUUUGGAUCUUAUUUAUAUAUUUUUGUUUGUUUGUUUGUUUUUAUUGUUUGUAUCUCUGAGAAUCGUCCCCAAUGAUGUCUUAAAAAAGAAAUAAAUCCAAUCAUCUCAACUAGAAUUGCACAGUCUCAAAAAGGUUUGGAGAUGGAAUGGAGAUUUUAAGUCCAAACAGUUGAUGAACAUAGAAGGGUAGGAAGAAGGUCAAUAAAGUUCAUGAGGGGUGAGAAGUUCAAAGUUCAGAAGACAGAAGAUGGCUGCACAGCUGACGUUUACACUCCUCAGCUUUUUUUUUUGAGCAUGUUUAUGUUAAAGAAAAAAACCUGCCAUUAACAUGGAUUUUUCUUUGUUUGCAUUUAAUGAUUUCCAUCGAAAAAUCUAAUGGAGAGACUUGAGGGGUGAGGAGAGUGACAGCGCCCCCCCCCCAACAUUAUGGCACAUAAUCAGUGAUGUCCUGGAGGUUGAAGAGAUGACAGAGAAUUAGGAAAAGCAGUUUAUGAGAGGUAGCCAGCCUUUUUACGUGUUAAUCCAGGUCUCGCUUUUACUGCUUGCUUUUUGGGUAAUGUUGAGGCGUCAUGACUGACAUCAUGUUAUGGAGAAACAUGCUGGCUUCAUGGGUGCUUCCGAUGGAUGUCCAACAUACAAGAGAACUCAAAAAGUUUGGAAUGGUACUGUUUUUGUUUGGCACUCAGGAGAAAGUCUGGGAGGGUGUGAGGGGGGGGUCGGCAGAAGAGUGGGGAGUGGUUGGAAAAAAGGGGAGCAGUGAAAAGUGCAAAAGGGAGAAAAAGGGAGAGUAAACAGGAUACAUGUGAAUGACAUUUGUUAUAACUUGGUCUAGGUUAGAGAGUG